This is a messenger RNA of Nymphaea colorata (pocket water lily), 3065 nucleotides long. Its product is annotated as protein ROLLING AND ERECT LEAF 2-like. The transcript is spliced from 4 exons. The record is from RefSeq and is a predicted model, not a curated record. Bases 583 to 2853 code for a protein of 756 amino acids. NCBI's taxonomy places the organism in Eukaryota, Viridiplantae, Streptophyta, Magnoliopsida, Nymphaeales, Nymphaeaceae.
GCACAGGGAGAACGCUUUCCCUCGCAAGUGGAGAGUGCUCUGCAACCUUCUACCGAGCGCAUCGCAAAGAAACGAAGGAAAGCAACGAGAGGGUUCGAUUCGCAGAGAGUCAGAGAGAGAGGGAGCUCUGAGUUAUAUCCUGGAAAGUGAUUUAGAUUUAGAGUGUAAUAAUGGCAACAAUAUUGCGUUAGAAAGUGUAUGGAAAAAGUUGAAAGAUCAGGGGGGGGAGUUUUUCAGUGGAAGGGAAAAGGAUGAGCAGUGACUGGGGACGCAGGGCAACUCACCAAAAGGACGGCUUCAAAAGUGUGGUAGACGGAGGGCAAUGGAUGCAAUUACAACCACCUCCCUCCCGCUGGAAGGUUAAUAAAUGCCGAAGCAGAGGGAAGAAUUUUCUCUCUCUAGACAGUAGAUUGGCAGGACAGCUCUCUCUCUCUCUCUCUCUGCCUGUCUCUUCCUCUGCCUCUCCCUCUAUCACAAUUAUGUUCCUUUCCUGGCCGGUAGAUGAGUAAGUGAAGAAGUUUUCUCCAGCACUAGUAAAUACCAAGAAGACCUGCCUCUCUCUUUACACACACACCCACCAGCAUGGGCUGUGCUACCUCCAGGCUAGAGGGCGAGGACACUGUCAGCCAGUGCAAGGAGCGCCGCCGCCUCAUGAAACAGGCGGUGAAGUCCCGCCACCUCUUCGCGGCAGCUCACUCCGAUUACCUCCAUCACCUCCGCCUCACUGGCGCCGCGCUCUCAAACUUUGCUGCUGGCGAGUCCCUGACUGUUUCAGAAGGGACUCCUCCAGUUUUCCUCCACCGCGCUCUCUCCUCGUCCGCCGACCAUCCUCCCCGUCCUCCGCCCCUCCAAUCGACCGCGAAUUCUCAUUCCUUCCGCGCGGUCUCCGCCUCCACCUCCCACUUGCCAUCCCCGGCGAACCCACACCCUCCCGCCAAAACUCUACCUACAGGGAUCAUGUCCGGCAAAACGAACCCCGCGUCCUUCUUCACCUCAUCACCGACCCACUCCAACGCCGGGUCUUCCCGUUCGUCCAAUUUCCCUUUCGCCGGAAAACCACUGUUCGCUGAUAAGACGAACUCCGUCUACUCGAACAUGUCCCCUUCACAGUCCUCAUCCUCAAUGUGGAACUGGGAGAAUUUCUACCCGCCAUCACCUCCAGGGUCGGAUUUCUAUCGGCAGCGCGCGGAAGUGAAAUCCCGCGAGCACGAGGCACACGCCACCGCCGAGCACGAUGAUCACACUACCGGAGAGCGGGAAGAGGUGCGGUGCAGCGACUGGGGAGACGGGUACUUCUGCAGCACGAGCGCUAGCAGCUCCGACGAUGAGGACGGCCGGAGCGGCGGCGCGCCGGAGAACGCGGAAUCUCGCUCGGAGAGUUGGGUUCCGGCGGAGUCCGCGGACAAGUUCAGCCGUAAAUCGGAUACCGAGGAGGUCGUUGACUCCUCAGUGAAGUGGAACGACGGCGUGGCAGAAUUGAAGAUAGUCAGGAGGCACAAGGAUCUAGCAGAGAUCGCGGCAGCUCUUGAAGAGUGCUUCGUGAAGGCAGCCGAGGCCGGGAAGGAGGUGGCAGAGUUCCUCGAGAUGGAUAGGGAACAGCUAGAUCGGAAUUUCCGGAACUUGACGAAGAAAGUGUAUCACUCAAACAAUUUCUUCGCCAACCUUUCAUCAAGUUGGACGUCAAGACCUCCAUUAGCAAUCAAGUACAGCAUGCAGGCAGGGGCUCUUACAGAAUCAGGCGGCAGGAAAAGCCACUGUUCUACGUUGGAGCAGCUCCUUGCAUGGGAGAAAAAGCUCUAUGAAGAAGUGAAGGCAAGAGAGGCAGCAAAAAUAGGACACGAGAAAAAGCUACAUUCAUUACAGAGUCAAGAAUACAGAGGAGAGAAGGAGGCCAAGCUGGACAAGACCAAGGCAUCUAUAAAGAAGUUUCAGUCGCUGAUAAUGGUGGCUUCUCAAGCUGUAACAACCACUUCCUCUGCUAUUACUGCCGUCAGAGACAAUGAGCUUGGUCCUCAACUCCUUGAAUUUUGUUAUCGGUUGAUGAAAAUGUGGAAGUCCAUGAAUCAUGUUCACGAGAUCCAAAAUGAUAUUGUUCAGCAGGUCCGUGGUCUUAUAAAUCGUUCUGAUGUUGGUGAAUCAACCACCGAACUUCAUCGUCAGUCUACGCACCACCUCCAACUUGCUGUCUCAGGCUGGCAUUCUUCCUUCUUCCAGCUUACAAAGCAUCACCGUGACUAUAUCCACUCACUGCAUUCCUGGCUCAGGCUCACACUCUACCGCCUUGAUGACUCGACGGAAAAUGGCUCUGAGGGCAUAGUUCCUGCAGCCUCUGAAUCUGCCUCCAAGAUUUACAACCUCUGCGAAGAGUGGAGACAUGCUGUGGACCGCCUGCCUGACACAGUUGCUUCUGAGGCUAUCAAGAGCUUCGUCACUGUUGUGCAAGCCAUUUCCCUGCAGCAAUCUGAGGAGCUUAGGUGCCGGAAGCGAUCUGAAGCAUCAGCAAGAGAGCUUGAGAAGAAAACAGCAGCACUGAGAGCACUGGAAAAGAAGUUCUAUGGUUCAGUGAGCUCUUACUCGCUGGCAGGAAUUAAUGUACCUGGCAGCGGUUCAGACCCCACAACCAUUGAUGCAAGGGAUCCUCUAGCAGACAAGAGGCUAGUUGUAGCAUCAUGCCGGAGAAAGGCAGAAGAGGAGCUAUCGAAGCAUGCAAAGGCAGUGCAGGUAACGAGGGCAAUGACACUCAACAACGUUCAAACUGGAUUGCCCGGUGUCUUUCAGGCGAUGACAGCAUUUUCCGGUGUCUGCUCGGACACAAUUGAAGCAGUUUACAACCAUGCUAGAGAGACACUAUAGACAUAUUUAUGAUACGGCAUCUCCAGGUGAAGCCCCAGGAAGCAAGUCGAGUCAGAAGAGGAACCAUAAAGAUUUUGAAUUACUAUUUGAACGAGAAUAAGGAUUGCUAUAAACUACUUUGUAAAGUUGUACAGGAAUCUGGUGAUUGUUGCUGUAUGGUUAAUAAAUUUGGGUGUAUGAAAAAACCCGUUCUAUGGAUCUUGUUUACGUAA